This is a messenger RNA of Arabidopsis arenosa, 439 nucleotides long. The record is from the annotation of a GenBank genome assembly. Lineage: Eukaryota; Viridiplantae; Streptophyta; Magnoliopsida; Brassicales; Brassicaceae.
AAACUCACUCACAAGUAUUCCUCCUUUUCUAAACUCAUCCAUCUUUUCCUUUGUCCUUCUUAUUCUUCUUCAGAGUCUCCAAAUGGCUGGUGUUGAGGUUGAGAAGAUAGUAUCAAACACAGAAGAGACGACAUCAAACGAGACACCUAAGGAAACCGUUUAUGCAGAUGAUUCAGCCACCGCGGUUGAAGUUGAAAUCAAAGGAGAAGAAGUAGCAAAGGUAGAGAAAGAAACUGACAAAAUCGAGUUAGCUCCGGUUAAAGAGGAGAAAGCAGUUGAAAUAUCGGCAGUUGUGGAGGAGAAAGAUGCUAAACCGGCGGCAUAAACUCCAGCUGAAAAGGAGAAGCCUGUUGAUGGCAAGGCAGUGUAAUUAAGCUUGUUUUUACCUAUGAGAACAUUUUGUUUCUUCUUAAAUCCUAAAUAAGGUGAUGAGUAAUGA